CUUCAAAUAAGACACAAAAAAUGUCACUAAUACCAAGUUUUUUCGGAGGCAAUAGAUCAGGAUCAUCAAGCAUAUUCGACCCAUUUUCCCUAGACAUAUGGGAUCCAACUACUAGUGUAACCUCCUCGUCAGCUGAUAUGGUUGGUUUCACAAACACCCGUAUCGACUGGCGGGAGACCCCGGAAGCGCACGUUUUCAAGGCUGAUCUUCCGGGGUUGAAGAAGGAGGAGGUGAAAGUAGAGGUGGAAGAUGGGAAAGUACUUCAGAUAAGUGGAGAGAGAAGUAGAGAGAAUCGAGAAGAGAAUGAGAAGUGGCAUAGAGUGGAGAGAAGUUCUGGAAAGUUCUUAAGAAGGUUUAGGUUGCCUGAAAAUGCAAAGAUGGAUGAAAUUAAGGCGAAUAUGGAACAUGGGGUUUUGACGGUGACUGUGCCUAAGGUACAACAGAGACAGUCUGAUAUUAAGUCUAUUAAUAUCACUUAAAACAAUUAUAUUAAGCGAGUAAUUAACAAUAUGGAAUGAUCAAUCUUAU
Molecule: messenger RNA, 528 nt
Organism: Amaranthus tricolor (Joseph's coat)
Lineage: Eukaryota; Viridiplantae; Streptophyta; Magnoliopsida; Caryophyllales; Amaranthaceae
Product: 17.4 kDa class I heat shock protein-like
Exons: 1
Coding region: 21-479 (152 amino acids)
Biological process (GO): response to salt stress; protein complex oligomerization; response to heat
Source: RefSeq, a predicted model, not a curated record